AUGAAAAUUGUAAUGUUUGAACAUAUACUACAGUCGUUUUUUCACUGUUCAGUAUAUUUAUCCCGACGAGGAAUUGAUAUAACAAAAUAUCGGCCAUCAAUACGAUUCAAUCCAGACAAAAUCUUGUUAACGCCAAAAAAUCCGUUGAUUCCGGGAUGUAUCAAAAUUAAAGCACUUGGAGUGCAGAUUGUAAAGCCAGUGAAGAAUCUUGUAGCUGAAAUUGAAAUGCGAAUCGGUGGUACACCGGAUCCAAAUAAUCCGACUUUACCGUGUUCAAAAAAGGUUGAUCAAAAAGUCAACCAAUGUCCUUGUGCAAAACUAGAAGGAUCCUGUGUAUUCUGUGAUUUUUGUAAGCAAAUGAAAAGUCAGUCAUCGCAUAUAAUGAUUUCGCAAACAGCUGAACUUGCUCAUAAAGUGAUUGAUGACGAUUGUCGUUGUGAAGUAAUGCAACCGGGUUUGUAUGAUAUUGAAACUGAAAUGUGCACACCGGAAUUUGACGAUGUUAAGGAGUAUAUUCCACCAGAAAUUCAAAAUAAUAUCUUGGAAAAAAGACCUAUAUCAAUGUUCAUCACUGUUUAUCUGAUGGAUAUGGAACAGAAGAAUGAAUCUUACAUUUCGGCAUUCGGUAAAGCGCUGUUACAACGACGGAUGGCUCAAAGUACUAUUGCAUGUUUCUUGAUGGGUAUUGAUGUUAAAGUUGCAGCACCAAAUUUGUAA
Enterobius vermicularis (human pinworm) is the source of this 717-nucleotide messenger RNA. The record is from the annotation of a GenBank genome assembly. NCBI's taxonomy places the organism in Eukaryota, Metazoa, Nematoda, Chromadorea, Rhabditida, Oxyuridae.